UCAAAAGCUAAUGAAAGGGUAUGAAGAUUUCAUUAAAGACAACACCACCAACAAGACAUUCCACUUUUGGUGCACAUACAUUUCAAUGGUUGAAGAUCUUCUCCUCUUCAUCAGAGGAACACAAGAGGCAAACUGGAGUCUCCACCUAUCAAGUGUGCGUUCCAUUAUGCCAUGGUUCUUCUGUUAUGACAGGAUCAACUAUGCCCGCUACCUGUCAACAUACUGGAUGGAAAUGGUCAGUUUAGGGUACACUCAUCCAAACAUAAACCACCAACUCCAAUCAGGGGAUUUUGUCGCCCAAAGACAGCAAACAUAUGGCUUUGCAUACACAGCAUGUGAUCAAGUCAUUGAACAAACAGCAAACCGUGACUCUAAAACUAAAGGUGGACUGACUGGGUUUUCACUUAACAACGGUGCAGUUCAUAGAUGGACACUCACACAUCAUGAACGUGCAGCUAUCAGUAUGGAGUGCAAAGGCAUGGCCGGGCACAGCCCCACAACAAAACAACGAGCUGAACUUGAUGACACACGCAGAGAACGUGAUGAGAGGGAUGUAAAGAACAUCAUAUCCACCAUUCAGAACAUGAUAAAUCCAUUUGAUCCUUCCAUCGAUCAAGAGGUCCUUUACCAUAUAACAUCUGGACAUGUUGCAUCAGAGGCGAUUUUUAAUGAUUUGAAUGAAGCAAAAGAGAGAGGAGGGAAAGCAUUAAUAGAAUUCUAUGAAAAGAGGCUACAAAGUAAUGAGGUAGGCAUUUAUCAGCCCAUAAAGAAAAUGAAACUCAAGACCUUCAAAGACACUGCAACUACAACAGUAACAAAAGCAAAAGGUAGAGAGAUAUCCCUAAAAACAGACUGUGAUCUUUUUGCCAGAUUAAUUGUAGUUGGGACCUCAAGAAAAAUUGACAUGAGUGAGAUGCUUGUACAUAGUUUAGGGCCCUUACCUGCCGCACUAGCUCAUUUUGAUGGCUCUCUGAUGAAAACGGACAAAUCAAAGCUGCUGCACUUCCUGGAAGCUGUUGUACACCCACCAGCAACAGUGGACAACAUUCCUGAGGGCUCCACGUGGGUGUGGGAUGCUAUGGCACUUGUACAAGUGAUGAAACCCCAACCGACUUUCGGGAUGUUUGCUGACGGUGCUCUCAGGCUGAUUGUCAGUGUGGCCAAAGCUAGCAAGUCCAAAGUAAUCCAUUUUGUUCCAGACACCUACAAAGUCAUGAGCAUCAAGAAUGCAGAACGAGACAGACGUGCAGUGAAGGGUUGUCAAAUUACCAAAAUAUAUUCUGAAGACCAAAGGACACCAAAGCAAUGGGCAAAGUUCUUGGCAUGUGGGGAAAAUAAGGAAAAUCUCCUACAAUUUUUCUUUGAUAGAUGGUGUACAUCUGGAGGGCACAUGAUUGAGGACCUGACUGUGAUUGUUGCACAUGGAGGAGAGUGCCAUGCUCUAAAAAAAAACCCAGAUACAACUGAUUUGGAAGCCCUGCCAAUGCCAGAGCUGUUCACGACGCAGGAAGAAGCGGACACCAGACUACUGCUACACUGCUCAUGCUGCUGAUUACAGCAGGAAUAUUAUUAUCAGAAGUCCUGACACUGAUGUGUUUGUACUGGCCCUCGCUUUCUACAAAGACAUUGGAGCACACCUGUAUUUCCAGACAGGGAAAGGAGGAAAUUCUCGCACAGUCGAAGUUCAGAAGACCCAUAACCAGCUGGGAGCGAUAGUCUGCGAUGCACUGAUUGGUCUUCACUGUUUCACUGGUUGUGACACUGUCAGCUCCCUGUAUGGCAUAGGAAAGGUGAAGGCAAUGAAGGCACUCCUAUCCAAUCAAGAGCACUGCAACACAUUCCAACGAAUAGGCACAACUUUCACUGUGACCCCAGACCUCUAUGAGGCAGUGGAGGCCUUCACAUGCGAGCUAUAUGAUGGAAAAGAUGUCAAAAGUGUCAACCAGGCAAGGUGGCACACGUUUAGGUCUGGGAAAUGUCUCGAAAGGAGCCUUCCUCCUAAUCAAGACUCCCUUCAGCAACAUAUUCAGCGUGCCAACUAUCAGGCUGCAAUACACAGGAGAAGUCUACAAAAACGACCUGAAAUACCCCCACCGGUACAGCAUGGAUGGAGGAUGGAGGGAGAACACUUGGUAGUGCACUGGAUGAUACUGCCCCCAGCACCACAGAGUGUCUUAGAGCUGGUGCAUUGCCAAUGCAAAAUUCUUAAAUGUGUGGGAGGGAAGUGCACCUGCAAAAAGCAUAAGCUAGCAUGCACAGAAUUAUGUCAUUGUACGAACUGUGACAAUCUACCGUAAUUGGCUCAAUGACCAGAAAUGGGAAGUAACAAAGUACAAAUAUCUUCUUACUGUACUCAAGUAGAUUUCAUAUAUUUUUACUUUACUAUUUAUUUUUGUAAAGACUUUUUACUUUUACUCCUUACAUCAAACGAAUUCAGUAACUUGAUUUAGUAUAACAGUGCUGUAGUGACGUUAAUGUUACUUAAUGUUUUCAAGACCACUUAAGUUAACGUUACUUGGUCUUGUCUCAAAUCAACAUGAUGUUGGGCUAAUGUUAACGUAAAGGCCAUUUAAAAGUUGUGCAGAGGCUCCACGCAGAGCUCUCGCCGUAGCCUACGUAAGUGGCCUGAUGUUUAUACUUCUGCGCUGGUAUGUGCGUCGAGUGUGUGAUAGAGCGAGGGAGAAGUAAGAGAGUGACAGCGAUUAGCU
Perca fluviatilis (European perch) is the source of this 2708-nucleotide messenger RNA. RefSeq lists its product as uncharacterized. The transcript has 2 exons. The record is from RefSeq and is a predicted model, not a curated record. The coding region runs from base 11 to 1552 and encodes 513 amino acids. Lineage: Eukaryota; Metazoa; Chordata; Actinopteri; Perciformes; Percidae.